Beauveria bassiana ARSEF 2860 is the source of this 816-nucleotide messenger RNA. RefSeq names its product DUF1711 domain-containing protein. The transcript is spliced from 2 exons. The record is from RefSeq and is a predicted model, not a curated record. NCBI's taxonomy places the organism in Eukaryota, Fungi, Ascomycota, Sordariomycetes, Hypocreales, Cordycipitaceae. Gene Ontology annotation, cellular component: Ino80 complex. Bases 1 to 816 code for a protein of 271 amino acids. Gene Ontology annotation, biological process: chromatin remodeling.
AUGGCUCCACCGAACAAGACAUCUGACGGCCGACGCAAGUCUGGAGCCAAGCCAAGCUUGGUCGUCACCUUGUCUGUCCCUUCCGCUGUCUUGCGCGAAGCCAUCGGCAUGGACCCGAUCAAACCAGAGUCGCCCGCCGCUGCUAGCGACCAAAAGGACUCGAGCGACCAAAAGGAGUCGCCGUCCACACCGGUUCCAGCUGCCAAUGGCAGUGGUGAGAACGCGUCCGAUUCGAACGCUGCCACACCUGCCGGUGAAGGCACGCCUGCACCGUCCGUCAUGGGACCUCCCACUGAUGGUAGAAAAAAGGGCGUCAAACGAGGCGCCGCGGCGACGAAUGAGGGCCAACUCAAGAUCCGGGGCAAGCCAGGCCCCAAAAAGAAGCCGCGUCUGGAGGACGGUACCAUUGACCACGCCGCCGUUCGCGCCAACGCCGCCGCUCACAAACUCGGUCCCAAAGCAAACCAGGGCGCCAUCAAUGCCGGGCUGCGAGCCCUUGACAGAUCGGGCAAGCCGUGUCGCAAAUGGGCCAAGGGCCAUUUCACGCUCAAGAGCUUUACGGGCGCUGUAUGGGAAAUCAAUCGCUGGACCGCGCCACCCAAGGCCAAUGGCGUCGAGGGCGACUCCGAGGCUACGCCGGCCGACUCUGCCGACAGCAGUAACAAGGAGAACAAGGAGAAUGGCCAAGAGAACAACAGUACUGCUCCCAGCAAUGGUGGUGGAGACGCCGAGAUGCAGAGCUUACCCAGCGUUCAAGCUUCGUCGCCCGCACCCGCACCCACACCCGCGCCUGCGCCUGUCGCCGCUGCUUCGUAG